AUGGGUCGUGGUCCAAAGAAGCAUCAGAAGCGCCUCAGCGCCCCUUCGCACUGGCUCCUGGACAAGCUGUCCGGUGCCUAUGCUCCCAAGGCCUCCCCCGGUCCUCACAAGCUCCGCGACUCGCUGCCUCUGGUCAUCUUCCUCCGCAACCGCUUGAAGUACGCUCUCAACGCCCGUGAGGUCAAUGCCAUCCUCAUGCAGCGCCUCGUCAAGGUUGACGGCAAGGUCCGCACCGACUCCACCUUCCCCUCGGGAUUGAUGGACGUCAUCUCCAUUGAGAAGACCGGCGAGAACUUCCGCCUGAUCUACGACACCAAGGGCCGCUUCACCGUCCACAGGAUAACAGAUGAGGAGGCACAAUACAAGCUCGGCAAGGUCAAGCGUGUGCAGCUCGGAAAGGGCGGCAUUCCCUACUUGGUUACGCACGACGCGCGAACGAUCCGUUACCCCGACCCCGCCAUCAAGGUCAACGACACCGUCAAGAUUGACCUGUCCACCGGCAAGGUCUCCGACUUCAUCAAGUUCGACACUGGUGUGAUCGUCAUGGUCACUGGUGGUCGCAACAUGGGUCGUGUUGGUGUCAUCACUCACCGUGAGCGCCACGACGGAGGCUUCAACAUUGUCCACUUGAAGGACGCUGUUGACAACGAGUUCACCACUCGUGAGACCAACGUUAUCGUCAUCGGUAAGGAGAAGCCAUGGAUCUCACUGCCCAAGGGUAAGGGUGUCAAGCUCUCCAUUGCUGAGGAGCGUGACCGCCGCAGGGCCUACGCUCUUGCCGGCAACUAAGGGCGAGGCCGAGCGUGGUGUUAGACUAGCAAUGAGAUUCCAAUGAAGGUAUGACCAUCGGUUAAAGUCCCGAAUACCAAAAAUCAUCCGGCGUUUGGUCGCUCGUGGGGAGGUUCACGAGUCUGGGGCAUACUGCAUAUCAUACGAAUACCAAAUGAGAAUCCAAGAUUAAGCAAAA
This is a messenger RNA of Parastagonospora nodorum SN15, 967 nucleotides long. RefSeq lists its product as hypothetical. Bases 1 to 789 code for a protein of 262 amino acids. Gene Ontology annotation, molecular function: RNA binding; structural constituent of ribosome. Gene Ontology annotation, cellular component: ribosome; cytosolic small ribosomal subunit. Gene Ontology annotation, biological process: translation. The transcript is spliced from 4 exons. Lineage: Eukaryota; Fungi; Ascomycota; Dothideomycetes; Pleosporales; Phaeosphaeriaceae. The record is from RefSeq and is a predicted model, not a curated record.